Aspergillus nomiae NRRL 13137 is the source of this 2019-nucleotide messenger RNA. RefSeq names its product protein phosphatase 2A regulatory subunit CDC55. Gene Ontology annotation, cellular component: protein phosphatase type 2A complex; cytosol. The transcript is spliced from 6 exons. Gene Ontology annotation, molecular function: protein binding; protein phosphatase regulator activity. The coding region runs from base 1 to 1419 and encodes 472 amino acids. The record is from RefSeq and is a predicted model, not a curated record. NCBI's taxonomy places the organism in Eukaryota, Fungi, Ascomycota, Eurotiomycetes, Eurotiales, Aspergillaceae. Gene Ontology annotation, biological process: peptidyl-serine dephosphorylation.
AUGGUAGACAGGGAUCCAGGUACACCUACCUGGAAGUUCACACAAUGCUUUGGUGAUAAGGGCGACGUGGAAGAUAUUACAGAAGCGGACAUUAUUUCUACUGUCGAGUUCGAUCAUACCGGAAACUAUCUUGCUACAGGAGAUAAGGGUGGGAGAGUAGUAUUGUUUGAGCGGAAUGAGACGAAAAAAACAUGCGAGUAUAAAUUUCACACCGAGUUCCAGUCCCACGAGCCAGAAUUCGACUAUCUCAAAUCACUAGAGAUCGAGGAGAAGAUCAACAAGAUUAAGUGGUGCAGACGAUCAAACUCGUCUCAUUUUCUUCUCUCGACAAAUGACAAAACGAUAAAACUCUGGAAGGUGUUCGACAAGUCGUUGAAGGUCGUUGCAGAAAAUAACCUCUCGACUGAGCUUACGCCCGCAGGCGUUGGGGGUGGAGGGGCGCCUCGCGCCCCUCGUUUGUCUUUCAAGGAUCCAUCAAUGUUGAAGCUUCCCAGGAUGACACACCAUGAUACCGUUGUGGCAGCCGUGCCUCGAAGGACGUAUGCAAAUGCACACGCAUACCACAUAAACAGCAUCUCCGUCAACAGCGACGGGGAAACCUUUAUUAGUAGUGAUGACCUCCGAAUCAAUUUGUGGAACCUUAAUAUUCAAGACCAGAGCUUCAACAUUGUCGACAUUAAACCCGCAAACAUGGAGGAGCUGACGGAAGUUAUUACGGCUGCGGAAUUCCACCCGACCAGCUGCAAUUGGUUUAUGUACGCCAGCUCGAAAGGCACAAUCAAGCUUGCCGACAUGCGACAGCGGGCCCUGUGUGAUGAACACCAUAAACUUUUCGAACAAGAGGAGGAUGCCUCCUCCCGCUCAUUCUUCUCCGAGAUUAUCUCUUCGAUUUCCGACGUACGGUUUUCGCAUGAUGGUCGCUAUAUUGUGUCGAGGGACUACCUCACUGUUAAAAUCUGGGAUGUCAACAUGGAGCGCCAACCAGUGAAGACAAUUCCUAUCCACGAACAUUUGCGGCCACGCCUGUGUGACACUUAUGAGAAUGACAGUAUCUUCGAUAAGUUCGAAGUGGUCUUCUCGGGAGACGCAGAGAAUGUCAUGACUGGAAGUUACAACAACAACUUUAUGAUCUACCCUACCGAUCCUGCCAAGGAGACCGAGAUUGUGCUACAGGCGGAUAAAUCGGCGUUCAAAGCAAAGAAGGUUGGAGUGCCAACGCCGAUGAACAAGGGUGCCAAUGGCAAGAAGGGAAAUACCCGAGCUGGAAGCCCUGGUGGUCCUGGCAGCCGGAUGAAGAAGGAGACCGAUGCAGAUCAGAUCGACUUUAACAAGAAGAUCUUACACAUGAGCUGGCAUCCUUAUGAGGAUAGUAUUGCUAUUGCUGCUACUAACAAUCUUUUUGUUUUCUCUGCAUUGUAAGUACGCUACAGGAUGGUUCAUAUUCAUAAGUGGACAGGAUGUCAAUUUCGGGCAAAACAUGCAUGAAACAAAGUAUAAAACAGAAAAGAGGAUACUAGCAGCAGCAUCCGCAGUACCAAAAUUUAAGUUGCCAGUUCAGGUUCAGAUUUUCCUUCUACCCUUUUCCAUCCCUUUGCUGAAUUUUGGCCGUGCAUUGGCCGCCGCGAGCCAACCCAACCUAUCCUCUAACUCUCCACCACUUUAACGCUCUGACGAUGUGUCCGUUUCAUUCUUUCAAUUCGCAGUGGGACUUGGUGAUUCUUUGAUGAUUCAUUUGGGGGCGUUAUAAUGGGAUGUCAUAGAGAAAGACGUGGAGCCCCAACGGGCAUCCUUUCCGUUUCUUGCCCAGUUCUGUCUACCUAUUGAACAGUCAUGGGUGCAACACACUCAUCCGGUGACGAGGAGCAAAGGACCCUCGCCCUAAUCAUAUUGCCGAUCCGGCUAAUUCUGGAAUUGGCUACUGCUAGAGCAGGACAAUUUGAUGGUUUGGCUUGAAUUGGGUUCGGUGUCUAGAUACCUAGGGUUACCGAGUAGAUAAUGAAUCUAUGGGUUUUGAAACAA